AUGGUGGAAGUGGAAUUAGAAAAAGCUUUCCCGCAGAGAAUUGCAGCUACUGAUAAACAAGGCAAUGUUUCCAUGGUUUCAGUUGAGUACUCAUGGAUUCCAAAUAAGUGUGAGAAAUGUGGUCAUUUCGGCCAUAAAAAAUCAAGAUGUCUGCAGUCUGAAUCAUUGGAUCUGGGAUUCACUGCAUCUAAUCAGGUUGUGAAAGAAGUGGGUCUAGCACCUACCGAAGCUGUUACUCCCGUUGCUGCUUAUGAUAAACUUUCAACAUUACCUCUUACUAAUACUCAUGAGGAAGUAGCUUCUGAUACUCCAACUCUUCCAAGUUCAGAAACAGAACUUGAAGCCACAACUCCAUUUGAACUUGUUGCAUCUGAAGCAACAUCACCUGCUGCUGCGUUUCAAAGCGUCAUCCCUACCCUGCCUCCUGCUGUUGCAGCUGAUGCAACUUCUCUUGCUGCGUUUCAAAGCGCCAUCAUCCGUACCCCUCCUCCUGCUGUUGCAUCUAAUGCAACUUCCCCUGCUGCGUUUCAAAGCGCCAUCCAUACCCCAUCUCAUGGCUCAUCUCCUGCUUUGGUAACUUUCUCUUCUACUUCUUCAGAUUUAGUGACUGAGAAUGUUGAAGGAGGUGUCUUUGGUAGCCAUUUUGCUGCAUUACAUUCAGAGUUUUCAGGGUUUGAAAUGGGAGAUCCUUCUCAAAGGACUCGAGGAGGUCGACCAAUUAAACCAACACAAAAAGUUCAAGAAAUGCAGUGGACUUUAGUAGGAGGAAGAAAAAAUAGAGGCCGUGGCGGUCGUGGCGGUCAAAGAGAUCAUAGACCUCCAUUUUAA
This is a messenger RNA of Brassica napus (rape), 828 nucleotides long. RefSeq lists its product as uncharacterized. NCBI's taxonomy places the organism in Eukaryota, Viridiplantae, Streptophyta, Magnoliopsida, Brassicales, Brassicaceae. The coding region runs from base 1 to 828 and encodes 275 amino acids. The record is from RefSeq and is a predicted model, not a curated record. The transcript has a single exon.